Messenger RNA from Ogataea philodendri, 714 nucleotides. RefSeq lists its product as uncharacterized. Gene Ontology annotation, biological process: tRNA wobble uridine modification. Gene Ontology annotation, molecular function: S-adenosylmethionine-dependent methyltransferase activity; tRNA binding. The transcript has a single exon. Gene Ontology annotation, cellular component: cytoplasm; nucleus. Bases 1 to 714 code for a protein of 237 amino acids. The record is from RefSeq and is a predicted model, not a curated record. Lineage: Eukaryota; Fungi; Ascomycota; Pichiomycetes; Pichiales; Pichiaceae.
AUGUCUGGCAAAGUUCAACCGUCCAAGGAGGAAAUCGAGCAGGAGCUCGCCAAGUUCAAACAAACGCCGACUGCUGACCUCCAGGAGAGUGUCUAUGUGCACGAUGUGUACAACAGCAUAGCGCAGCACUUCUCGCAAACCAGGUACAAGCCGUGGCCGAUGGUGGCCAGUUUUCUUGGGUCUUUGACGGACUACUCCAUCGGCGUGGACGUGGGUUGUGGUAACGGGAAGUACCUGACGGUGAACCCGAAACUGUGGAUCGUUGGCUCGGACUACUCGACAGGACUGCUGGACCAGGCUGCCAAGUUACACCAGAAAGAGCUCAACGAUUUGGUGGUAGCAGAUGGUAUGUUGUUACCGCACGAAACGGGCCGCUUUGACUUUGCCGUGUCGAUUGCGGUGAUCCACCAUUUUAGCACAAACGAAAGACGUGUUGCUGCAAUCAAGGAGAUCCUCAGAGUGCUGAAAAAAGGUGGACAAGCAUUGGUUUACUGCUGGGCUCUGGAACAGGAAAAGUCCCGCAGAGGCUACAAAGAAGGCAUGGAACAAGACGUGCUGGUGCCGUGGGUGGCUAAAGACGGAGAAACCAGAAUGAGAUAUUAUCAUUUAUAUAAACGGGGAGAGUUGGAAGAAGACUGCAAGGCUGCCGGUGGAAUUAUCAGCAAGAGCGGAUAUGAGAAGGAUAAUUGGUGGGUGGUUGUCGAACGGGUGUAG